Molecule: messenger RNA, 969 nt
Organism: Prorocentrum cordatum
Lineage: Eukaryota; Dinophyceae; Prorocentrales; Prorocentraceae
Source: the annotation of a GenBank genome assembly
GCGAAAUGUUUGAUCGAUCCUUCUUCCCAGUGGGAAUACGGUAUGCCUGGCACGGAAUCAACAUUGUGGAAAAAAGGCCCAAAAUUUGAUCAACUUUGGCGACACCGUGCGUUUUUGGAAAAUAUUGUUGCUGCGACUCACGGCAGGGUUCUUCUACAUGCGGCCUGGUACUCAGCGUUGACAGCACACUUCAAAGGGCAGAUCUCGAGCGAUGCUGUUCUCAAGAUGGCAUAUAGAAGCAGGGCUAUGAUUGCACACCUCAGGGACUGCAAAAGAGAUGGGAAACGAGCACCUCGGCGCUACGCGAAACUACAAGGACUCAUUGAUGAUAUGCAGGUUCAGAUCGAGCCCAAGACGGGCAAACGUACAUCCACAGAGCUCGCCAUGCAGGAGGUGAGCGACGAAGUCAUCGAGGUGACACCGAUUAAGAAGGAGAAGGUACCGACCGUCAACGUGGACAGCAACUCCGACGCCGAGUACGAUUUCAAGCUCUUCAAAAGUGCAACUGGCCAUGCAACCAGGUCACCAGCCACAUCAAGUGGUGCUCACGGUGUCGACGUCGACGCAUUGGUCAAGCAGACAGCAACUAUUCCAGGUAUCGACCCGCGGACUGGUAACAAGAACUUUGGCUGGGGCGAUGGAACGGAAUUGAAGAAACGGCCAGCUGCUGCGAUGAGGCGGCCAGCAGGAGUCGCCGAGAAGCCAGCGUCGCACGAGGAUCCGACCAACAUGAAAAAAACCAGCGGCUGCGGACAAGAUCGAUGACACCGUGGAGAAUACAUACAAGUCGAGUGUGACAAAUCGCGUGUACAGCUCUGCCUACUGCAAGGCGCUCACGAUCGCCAAGAAAACACAUUGCGCAGCUGUGGCUAGGGUCAAAGCCAGGCUUGCUGGCAGACAGGCCGUGGCUCUCCACUUCGGCACAGGCGCGGCUCACCAAGAGUAGACGAACAACAGGAGCAUGCCCCU